AUGGCUCCGAACGUUAAACAGUGCUUGAAAGGUGCGAAGCAGGCGCUUGCGGCGCAGGACUGGGCGACUGCGGUGGAAUAUUCGCUCCAGGUGUUGGAUGUUGACGCGCGGUCAUAUUAUGCGCACGUCUUCCUGGGCAAAGCGUAUUCUAUGGAAGGAAAUUGGAAGGAGUCUCUAAAGCACUACGACUGUGCGAUUGAAGAGAACCCGCGAGAAUUGGUGGCUUGGAAGGGCCUGUUUGUGCUCCUGCGGGAUGCGAAUGGUAUGCUGAGCCACGAGGAGUAUUUCCAGCGGUGCAGCGAGUACGCUGAAGUUCUGGUCACGCUGCAGCUACCGCAGAUCGAGCUGAUCGACCAGCUGCGGGACUAUGUCCGGCAGCACCCCGAUGCGGAGGAGGCGUACUUGUGGCAGCUGCGGCCUGGGAUGCCUCUGGCAGAACAGCUGGGGCGGAAUUUGCUAGAGCCACAGGAGGCGCUGAAGCGCCUGUUAUCCAAGGUCAACGCGCGCGAGGAACGUGAGGUGGCGCGGCUGGUGAGCCGAGAGCGCCUGAAGCUCAGCAAGAACGACACGGACUACACGUUCAAGCUGAAUUCCGUGGCCUGGCAAGUAUAUGAGAGUUCGCCGGUGGAUGAACUGUACGAGCAGCUGGUGAACGUGAUAUACGAUGAUGCAGAACGGCGGCAAAUGGAGCAUCAGUGGCUGGAGCAUCGGAUCAAGUUGCUUUCGGCAAUGCCCAGUGGAGAUAAGCCGGCGUUCUACCUGCAAGUUAAGACCAUGGUAGAUGAUAUGGUUCUGGUCGAUCAUGACUCCAGUCUAGCCUGGCGGUUGCAUCUCGAAUGGCAAGACUGUGUCUCUGUAUAUGAUCUGGAUUUGGAGCGUAUCAGCAUGUUCAUAAGGAAGUUUCCUACAGAACCACUGGGUGUUCUUCUACUCGCUUGGAUAUGUUCCAAGUUUUCCAACUAUGAUGCUAAGUUAUUUUACAAGAUGACAUUUGGUGAGAAGGAAGAAAUUAAUACGGUCUCGGGUGAGUUGGAGGAGCCUGGAGAGAAUCUACACCCGGAAUUCGCCAAUGCUGUGGAUACUGGCUCGCAAGAAAGACUUUCUGAAACGGAUGUGGUACAGGUACUGCGAGACCUGCAACAUUUGCAGAAGAGCAUUUUGGCCCACCGUAUAGUGUCACAGUACUUUGUGAACUUGGAAGAAUACGAGUUUGUGCUUCCUUAUAUCAAAAAUGGCAUCACUCUGGUAGCACAGGCUAUUCGGGAUCUCGGAGCACGGCUGAUAAAUGCGAAGCGUGAUCUUAGCUUGGACUAUGCGACAGUGUACACUUAUUUGGAAUCCCCGAAGUAUCAUUCGAUUGCGCUGUCGCUGUUUGAUAAAGUUUUGGCUGAUGAUCCUCAAAACUACAGAGCGAAGUUGAAAAAGAGUCAUAUUUUGAUAGAGCGUAAGCAGUGGGAUGAAGCAUACGCUCUUCUCAAAGGUGUUGUGGAUAGACAUCCACAUCUAUAUGAUGCACAUUCAGCAUUCGGUUGGUGUCAGCUGCAGUUGGGCGACACUGAAAGCGCUUUAGAAACAUUCCAGCUUAUUAUUAAUAAUGUGAAGAGCAGCGACGGCACGUCGUCUCAGUUCAUUAGCUCAGUACACUGGCGAACCGCACAAGCACUUAUUACUAAGCAGCAGCAUGAAGAUCCUUCAGGUAAUGAGUUUAUAAAGAUUGCUUUCCAGCAUCUGGUACAAUCCCUGAAGAUAACCGAUCUUUUUGCUCCAGGUUAUUCCCUUCUUGGACACAUUUACGAAGUGUAUUUUCAAGACCUGACUCGCGCAUUUAGGUGUUACGUUAAAGCCUUUGAGCUAGAUGCCGGCGACCUCGUCGCUGCUAAAUACAUGGUGGAAUACUAUAGUGACCUGUGCAAUUGGCAGGCGGCGGCCAACAUCUGUGACCGUGUAAUCAAGAAUGAUAUGCAUCUCAAUUCCGUCAACUGGCCGUACAGAGUUCUGGGUGUUUAUUAUUUGGAGCUUCAACAGGAGGCUGAAUCGAUCGAAUGGUUCCAAUCUGCUUUACGGAUUGAUUCGUCUGAUGUUGAGGCAUGGAUAGGCCUGGGACAGGCGUACGCCGCAUGUGGCAGAAUCGAAGCCUCGAUCAAGGUUUUUGAAAGGGCAUUAGAGCUGUCUCCAGAACAUAAGUAUGCAGGGUUAUUCCUGGCUAUAUCAUUAUGCCAGCUUUCAGAAUUCGAAAAAAGUCUCGAGGCCCUGAGAAAACUUGUGAAUAAGUAUCCACAAGAAGCUAUCUUCAAAGAAAGACUAAGUGCAACGUUGGUGGAGCAUGCUUUGCAGUUCUUCGACCAAGGUUACCUGAUAAAAGCGGCAACUUGCGCUGCUGAGGUGAUAUCGAUCAUAGAAGGCAUUGUAUCUGAACAGGUAGAAUAUACAACCAAUAUGUGGAUUACUUUAUCAAAGGCUUUGAAUAUUUUUAUUUCCACGCGUUCUCAGUUCGACAACUUACCGCUAGCGAAAUUGACUAGUAUCUUGGAUAAAUGCCCCCUAAAAAAUACAGAAGAGGUAGAUCUGAUUGAUAUGACAUCUUUUGAAAACCUGCUAAAUGGAGACUCUGAUUUGAACAUCUCUGUAGCCCUCCAAUUUUUGAUAUUAUCCUCCAAGUGCUGCAUUGCUACAUCGGAUUAUGAGAACUUAUCGAGAACAGUACGUGCAUCUCUAUGGUACAAUCUUGCGCUAGCGGAAUUGACAGCAUAUUUGAUAUUAAAGGAGAUGAGAUAUUGCGAUGCAGCUACAUAUUGUUUUAAGAGAUCGAUCAAGUACCAAUCAAAUUUCUUUGCUUCGUGGGUUGGCUUAGGUAUAAGUUCCAUGAACUUGAAUUAUCGGGUUUCUCAGCAUUGUUUUAUAAAGGCCAAUGCUCUCGCGCCAAAAGAACCCACAAUAUGGUUUAACAUGUCUCUUUUAGCACUGAAAUGUCAUGAUGUGGAAUUUGCGAAGCUUGUUUUGAACCAACUUCAUGGUCUUGCGCCACAGAUGCCACAUUCAUGGUUUGCGAAAGCGUUAACCUUGGAAAAAGAAGGAGAUAUAAACGAAAGCACACGUAUGUUUGCGUAUGCAUUUUUGAUAUCAAAUGGACGGUAUAAGCCUGUACAGCUAUUGUAUGCUAAAGCAGCAUUGAAUAGGCACAUUGCUAAUAAUGAAGACGAAAGAGAUAUUGAGCCGAAUCUCGAACUUUCUACCAUAGCCUAUGGUCUUGGUCAAUAUUUGAAGAAAUGCCCAGAUGACCUACUAGCCUUGCAGUGUGCCAUUUUAACAUAUGAACGGUUGUGCAAGUUUACUGCGGCGUCUCAUCUUAUCAAUGAUGUUGCUUUGAUUUUGGAGAAUAGGUUUGAAAAGUCUCAAGAUGAGAGAGAGCUCAUCAAUUAUGGCAUAAUAAAAACACAACUUGCACGCACACAACUCGGGCUUGCAAAAUUUGAGAAUGCAAUUGAAGAUGCUAGUCUCGCACUUGGCAUUCUAGAAGGCAAUGACACGCCAGAUGCGAAAAGGGCCUUGUUAUCGAAUUAUAUUGUACUUGGUCUGGGUCAUUAUUUCAGUGGUGACUUUGACCAAGCUCUAGAAUUCUUUAAAAUUCUAUUGAGUGACUACGGUAAUUCAUCGGAAGUGACUUUGAUGAUAUCUAGGACAAUUUACAAUUUUGGCGGCGAGGAAGCUAUUGAUAUUGCACUGCAAGAGCUAUCGGAGUACAGGACAACCCAUGGACUAGAUUUGCUCGUUGUUAUAACAAUGGCCGUCAUUUGUCUCAUGGAGAACAAGGUGGACCAACUUUCAAUUUUGAUGAAAGAUUUAGCUAACCUACCAUUAAAAGGCAUCCUGUCGGACAAAUACAAAGAUGUUCCACUUGUCAUGGAUGAGAUUUCCAGAGCACUGAAUUUGCGCGCUCCAUCUAAAAUUCUGUGGCAGAGAUCCGCUUUCUUUACACCUAAUAACGCUGAUGUUUGGAAGCAGUUGGAUUAUACCACUUCUAACCGCAUCACCCAUUCUGGGCAAUGUAAGGUUACUGCCAACCAUUUGAGUAACACAUGUUUCAAGCUGGGGACACUGUCUAAGACACAGCUGGGAAUAUACCUUUGUCCUUGGAAUAAAGAAGGUGUGAAGUUACUGCAUGACCACUUUUAG
This is a messenger RNA of Eremothecium gossypii ATCC 10895, 4173 nucleotides long. RefSeq names its product SKI complex subunit tetratricopeptide repeat protein SKI3 (gene SKI3). The record is from RefSeq and is marked provisional. The transcript has a single exon. The coding region runs from base 1 to 4173 and encodes 1390 amino acids. Gene Ontology annotation, cellular component: Ski complex. Gene Ontology annotation, molecular function: protein binding. NCBI's taxonomy places the organism in Eukaryota, Fungi, Ascomycota, Saccharomycetes, Saccharomycetales, Saccharomycetaceae.